AUGCCCACAAAGUCAAGGCCAACAACAGCCCUCGUCUUUGGUCAACAGGCAGAGACGCUCCAGCCCCACCUCCUCCCUCCUCCACUUCAAGAUACUGAAUCGCUCUCUAGUGACGACUUUGUUCUGUCAGCCUCAUCUUCUUCGUCCGCACCUACUGGCACUGCAACGGCAGCAGGAGGGGAUAGCCAUUCCAAGGUGCCUUCCGCACGCAGUGGACUCAAGACCAUAUCAGACUCCUUAAAUCAGGACGACCAGAGCUCGGAGAGUAGUGACGACGCAGAUGGUCGAUUGACUGAUACAGAGAGCGAGCAGGUCCGGGCGCGAACCAGAACAGGAACACCUGUCAUCGCAGGGCGUACAAACAACCAUCAUCAUGGAACUACAGAACAUGGAACGACUACCAGCAGCGCGUUGCAGUCGCUUCGAGAGAUUGAGGAGCAUGAUCACGAGGGUCGCCAGACACAACUCCAGGGGCUCGAGUCUAGAUUUCGCACAACGACUCUGGUUGCUCAGGAUCAGGACCUGACGAGCGACGGCGGUGACAACCAACUCAAGGUUCUUCGCCCAAAGCCCAGUAGCGGCAGUGUCGGCAAUAACAGUCUCAGUUCACGACCAAAGUCGCAUUUACAAAGGACAGCAUCAAUGAAGUCAUACGACUCGGACGACAUUUCGAACAACCAUGGAGGAUACCAGAAGCACUAUGGCGAUGAAGAUCAUACCACCAGCGCAUGGACGGAACAUCGCAAACACUUUUUCAUCCUCAGCAGUGCUGGAAAGCCCAUCUAUGCCAGAUACGGAGAUGAGUCGAGGAUAUCGAGUUACAUGGGCGUCAUUCAAGCCUUGAUCAGCUUCUUUGCAGACAACGAUGAUACACUUCGGUGUAUUAAUGCCGGCGAACAUCGUUUUGUCUUUUUGCUCAAGGCACCCUUGUAUCUCGUUUGUGUUUCUCGCUCAGGAGAGUCCGAGUCCCAGCUUCGAGACCAACUUGGGUACCUGUAUGCGCAAAUCAUUAGUGUGCUCACACAGUCGCAGAUGACCAAGAUUUUCGAACAGCGCAACAACUUUGACCUGCGAGGACUCAUCGGCGGGACAGAGAUCUUUUUGGACAGUCUGGGCAAGCUGAUGAACACCUACCCCGGGUUCAUGCUCGGUGCCAUCCAAUGCCUUACCAUGCCCCGCGAACUUCGCGACAAAGUUGGAGCCGUCCUCGGCCGUGCCAAAUGCAAACCGCUGCUGUAUGCGCUGUUGGUAACGCCGACACAGCUGAUUACGCUACUUCGACCACGAACACACUCAAUGCACCCUGCGGAUUUGCAUCUAAUCUUUAAUCUGCUGUCGGGGUCGACCACAUUUGAGAGUUCAGAGUCGUGGACACCUAUCUGUCUGCCAAAGUUCAACAACAAGAGCUUUUUGCACGCCUAUAUUUGCUACAUUGCCAAGAAGGUCUGCAUGCUGCUAAUCUCGCCAGACAAGGACAGCUUCUUUGAAAUGUCCAGCGUCAAGCAGAAGGUAGUUGAAGGUCUUGAAGCAGGAGGCAUGCUCGCCUCGUUGGAGAACUAUGCAGCCGCAGGGACUCGAGGCGGGUUUUCCGUCGGUGAUACCGGUAUUCCGGGAUUGCGGCACUUUUUGUACAAGUCGCGUGUAAAUGUUCAGUUUACUAUGCCCGAGUUGACUGAGCCUUAUGCUACUACAACUGCAAGGAAGCGACUCCUCCGACAGUACCAGAACAUGAAUGAACGGAUGCAUCGGAAAACCCGCCCCCUCAAGCUAUUGUUCCAUGUUGGCGAGCAAGAAACCUUACUUGGCUGGGUGACAUCGGGAUUCGAGUUGUAUGCAGCGUUCGGACCGUUGGUGUCGAAGAGUGCCGUUGUUUUGAUGUCGAACAAGUUGCUCAAGUGGAUUCGCAAGCAGGAAGACAGCCUCUUGAUCCUCAACUCUCCUAGCUUUGAAAAGUUCAAAUGA
Molecule: messenger RNA, 1962 nt
Organism: Linnemannia hyalina
Lineage: Eukaryota; Fungi; Mortierellomycota; Mortierellomycetes; Mortierellales; Mortierellaceae
Source: the annotation of a GenBank genome assembly